This is a messenger RNA of Chinchilla lanigera (long-tailed chinchilla), 4092 nucleotides long. It is a transcript of the gene Rbbp8nl, whose product is annotated as RBBP8 N-terminal like. The transcript has 16 exons. NCBI's taxonomy places the organism in Eukaryota, Metazoa, Chordata, Mammalia, Rodentia, Chinchillidae. Gene Ontology annotation, molecular function: double-strand/single-strand DNA junction binding; flap-structured DNA binding; double-stranded DNA binding. The coding region runs from base 418 to 2355 and encodes 645 amino acids. Gene Ontology annotation, cellular component: site of double-strand break. The record is from RefSeq and is a predicted model, not a curated record. Gene Ontology annotation, biological process: double-strand break repair via homologous recombination; DNA double-strand break processing involved in repair via single-strand annealing.
GGGAAACCUGUCCUGCAGGUUUGGCCAAAAUUCGGUCUUGUUGCCUUUGCAAGUCCACACACUGCUCACUCCUAUCUCCAGGGUGGGGAGCGCGCGGCUCGGCACACAGCCCCGGAGGUCGAGGCAGGGCGAGAGGCCAUGUGUCAGGAGAGGGCGGAAGUUGGGGGCAUCGCUGCACUAUAGACGUGUGGUCAAGACAGCGCAUGUCCUGCUGGGCAGUGACGGCCACGCGGAGAAGAAGCCACCCAGGGACAUGGGGCAUUGAAGGAUGGGGUGGCUUCAGCGGCACACCCGCACUCCUCUGCACCUGUCUUGGGGUCCGGAAUCUCUGGCCCACCUCCCUAGGGCUGGAGCCAGGCGGGCGGUAGAAACACAGCCAUCCCCAGACCUCGGCAGAGAGGCCAGGCGCUAGAUGCCAUGGAGAACUUCAUAGAGUCACUGAACAAGCUUAAGGAGGUCCAUGAGAAGGAGGUCCUGGGCCUGCAGAACAAGCUCCUGGAACUGAACUCGGAGCGGUGCCGGGAUGCCCAGCGGGUGGAGGAGCUCUUCGCCAAGAACCACCAGCUGAGGGAGCAGCAGAAAGGGCUGAAGGAAAACCUGCGAGUGCUGGAGAACAGACUGCGGGCCGGCCUGUGUGACCGCUGCAUGGUCACUCAGGAGGUGGCCAGGAAGAGGCAGCUGGAGUUCGAGAGCGUCCACCUGCAGAGCCUGCAGCGCAUCUGUGUCCUCACCAACGAGAUAACCAGGCUAAAGGAGGAGAACAAGAUGUUGAAGGAGGAAGUGAAGCACCUACGCAGCCUGGAGGACCGGCCCCCACCUCUAGCCAGGGAGGCUGCCUUGGACUCUCCCUCGCCUCUGCUGCUUUCCCCCGCCGGCAGCCGGAAGGCCAGCACCGAGAAGCCACAAGCAGGCCACGAAGAGGCUGAGGAAGACCUGGCAGGCACAGGUCCUGCAGGAGAAGAGAAAUCGGCGGGCUGCAGGACGUCUCCAGCGACCAAAAUCUCCCCAGGGGGCAACCUGCCAGAGUUGCGGGCCGCAGGCAUGAGCCCCCAGCGCAUCUCCAACCAGCUGCAUGCCACAGUGGCAGUAGUGCGGCCUGGGUCUCGGGCCUGCCUGACAGACCACAGCCCCACCGACGGGACAUCUCCGCCGCCCAGCCGCAGCAGCCCAUCCAGUCCAGGCUACGAGCACACCCUCCCUCUGGACAGCCUCCUGCGGGCUUCCGGGUCCUCAGUCCCAGCCUACGAGUCUUUGAAGCGCCCCCUUCAGGCUGACCGCUUCUGUCUCCUGAACCGACACCUCUCCCUGCACCUCCGCAGCCUGCACAGCAGCCUCCCGGCCCCUGCCUCAGCCCCUCCCAGCCCCCAGCCCUGGGUGCUGAAGGCAGGGGAGGCCUGGGAUGAGCCCGCAGGCCUGCUGGGCCUGCCCGGCACGCUGGUGGGCACGCAGGACCCACGGCUAGAGGGGGCACUACACCUGCUCCUGGCACAGCAGCAGCUGUGUGCACGGGUUCGGGCAGGCGGUGACACCCUGAGGGGCCUGCCCCCACGAAGGGGGACACCGCCCUCCCCACCAGUCGGCUCGGACUCCGACAGCCUGGAGCACGAGGUGCCUGGGGCAGCCCUGACCACAGCAGGCCUGCCUGGUGGGCAGAACCCAUGGCCCACAGGCAGCUCCCUGAGGAAGGAGGCCGUGGCCACUCAGGACUACGCCUCAGACAAGCCCCUGGAUCUCUCGGGCCCAGGCCGGAGCAAGGGCGCCCACGAGUCUGCCAGCCAGUCCAGGCCACUCAGCCCCAACCUUGCGCACCCUCGCAGGCCUGAGGCCCUGACUCUGCCCCGACCCCUGCCUCGCAGCCCCCAGACACUCAGCAACGGCACCCAGGGAGCCACAGAGCUGGAGCCGGAGGGGCCUCCCACACCCGCGGAGCCCUCCCAGCCUCUCCCAAGGACCCACCUCAGCCUGCUCACUGCCGCGGACACCAGAGAGAGGUCAAGGCCAGCGCCGUCCCCACAGAGCCCCCAGACUGCCACGCCCCCAGAGCCCAGCCAGGCUGGAGUGCAGAGGUCAGAGUCAGAGGAACUGGACGAGUCUGACACCUCCGACAGCGAGGUGAGCCUGAGCUUUGAGACGGGGGCCAAGCUGAGCGCACCAGGGGAGGAACACAGGUGCUUCUGCCCCUGGGAGCCCCAGCAGGGUCUACAGCAGAAGAGAAGGCAGGCCUUGGACCCCACAAGCAAAGCCUCCAAGAAGCCAUGCCGGGGGAGAAGUAAAGCCGCUGAGGGCCCCGGCAGCCCAAGGAGUGCCAAGGACUGCAGCCCCUCGCCUGGCCACAGCGGCCCUGAGGAGACCUAACCAGGCCAGUGGCUCUCCAUCCACCAGCAGACGCCACACCACAGCAGGUGGCCCUGGGUCCUGGCCCACGUCCAGAGGGGUCCUGGAAGCUCCACCAUCUCAGAAAAGCCCUGCCAGCCCUGCCCCCCACUCAGAACAGCACCUGCUUCCUGGAGGCACAUGCGGGGUAGGAGGCAGGGAGUGCUCGGGCCCCAGGCCAGCGCACCCUGCUGCUCUUCUCCAGCGGUGCCCUCCUGGACGAAAUGCACCAUCUCAGACCUAAAGCUAGGCAGGGCUGACAGCUGGUGGCAGCAGUCUCCGGCGCCCCCUUGUGGAGCCCAGGCAAACAAGCACCUUGCAGUGCUGGUGGCGGGAGGUGGGGAUGCCAGGUGCCCUGCCAAGCAAGGUGUCCUCCCAAACCUGAGAGAGCUUGGAGAAUAAACACAGAGGAAGGUGAUACGUGCCCCUGACAGUGCCAAGCCACCUCUACCACCCCAGCGAGUGACAGAAGGAUCUCAGUUGCCUCGGGACUGGAGGACAGAAACCCAGGGCUUCUGGGUUUGCAGAGUGUGAAGGGGAGCCAGUGGCAAGGCCCUGGGGGACACAACAGCACGUGCACCUGCCUGGAAGAUCGUCCUUCUCACCCACAAGCUCCUGAGCCCUGGCCGUGCCAGCCAGCCGGGCAGCCCCAAGGCAGCUCACCUGGGGUCCCGCCAAUAAUACUCAGGGGUGCCCUGCUGCCUGAGGACACAUCUCAGGACUCUGCACUCUGCCAGAGAAGCCUACGGGUCAGAGGCCCGGGCCCCACGGGACCCAAUGAGCCAGGAUGUGCAGGUGCUUGAAGCGGGGCCUAUGGGUGACUCCCCCGGGUGAAGUCUGAAAGCUGCCCCUUCCAGGGCAGAGAUGGGCACUGAGACCUCAGCUGGGCACCAGGGCUUGUGAGCAGACAGGAGAAGGGUCAGCGUAUAACAGGAGGGGAUGAGGAGGAGGAGGGGACUUCCCCAGGGAGGAUGAGGAAGAUGGCAUCAGAAAUUCAAACUUGGGUUUUAAGAUAUAACAGGAGUGUGUCAAGUAGGGAGAACGCACAUGUACUCUAAAAAGUUGGCUAAAAUCAGGACUCUGGGACAGUGGACAGACAGGAAAAUGGGGAAUCCCAGUGCUCUGGGGCUGGUGCAGGCGGAGCAGCUGUGGGCCCCACGGGAUGGUGUAGUGGUUUAGCAAGACCCUGUCUCAAAAAAUAAAAAGGGCUGGGAACAUAGCUCAGUGUGGAGGGCUCAGCCCCCAGCACCACAGGUGAAAGGAGGCCAGGUGGAGGGUGCCCAGCACACUUGGGGGAGGCCGGGCAGAGGGAAUAACUAGGACUCCCCCUGCCCUGCCCUGACAGCAUCCAGAGCCCUGCACCCCACAUUCAGGAAAAGGCCAGGGUAAGCGUCAAAGAAACUGAGGACCGCAAUGGGGCAGGGGCUGGCCAGGCUGAGGCAGGAGGGUCUGCGGGACCAGCAGGAGUCUGAAGGACUCCACGGGGUCACCAGGAGUCUGCAAUUCGUGUGCUGGUGGGAUGGCAGGACACGGGGCAUAUUGGGUGAGGCCUGGGCGUAGUGGGUUCCAGGGCCACUCUUUCUGCCUGCUGGCUCAAGAAGCCAGAGGGCACCAUCCCAAGAGGAAAGUCGGGUGUGUGCAUGUGUGUGUGUCCCAGCUGUUAAAGGUUGCUUUGAUUUUUCCAAAAUGAAAUAAAACACAGGCUGUGUGCUCCAUUCA